AUGAUCCGUGAGCUGGAGGGCCAAGGAGUGGUCAACAAAACCCACUCACCCUUCAACAGCCUCAUCUGUCCUGUGCGUCCUCCUAGCAAGAAGAACCAAGCCAAAGGAGACAAGAAAUCUCUGGAGGCAUCUGAACUUUUGGACAAGAUGCUGAGUGAUCUGGAGAGACGCCGUGCGAGCUGCCAGCUCAGCAGUGGAGCACAGCACGGGCUCACGCUCCCCAUUGCUCCCACAGAAGCACUUGGCAAGUCAGAUGCAGAUGCUGAGAAUCCACCGAGCACCCCAAGAGUUUUCUGCCCCCAGGAUGUGCGCAGGACCUGCAUGAUAGGCACAGUAGUGACACUGUUCACUGUGCCACUUGCCAUGGUCCUGUGCUAUGUCGGGUUCCGGUGGUGGAAGGGAAGAAAACAUCGCCCUGCUGCAGCUCCAGCACCCUGGCCAAGAAGGCGCCACUCUCCGUCGCCCCCAGGGAGCCCAAGGACCGUCCGGUUUGACAGCUCUCAGACAUGGCCUCAGCGGCAGCAGUCACCCAGGAAGGCAGAACACCAGCCCUCCGUGCCUCCCCCACGGCCCCCCAGCCCAGCUAUGAAGCGGAAGCCCCCCGAGAUCCCCCCACCUCCACCCCUGCCGAGCCGGCCGCCCUGGUCCAGCUAG
Molecule: messenger RNA, 654 nt
Organism: Cinclus cinclus
Lineage: Eukaryota; Metazoa; Chordata; Aves; Passeriformes; Cinclidae
Product: atherin-like
Exons: 4
Coding region: 1-654 (217 amino acids)
Source: RefSeq, a predicted model, not a curated record